UCAUGGACGCACUACCGCGAACCUAGCCGAAUAAAUUGUUCCUACCGUUCCAUUGUCAGACACUCAAUUCCGUAGUUAUCGUGUAUUGCGAAUUAAUUGUUUUUCAUAUUUUCUAUUAUUAAGAUGACUGACUAUUAACACCAUUCAUUUCGACUACGUAUUUCACUAUUUGUUACAAACAAAAUAAUAAAUAUCGUUCAUAAAAAUGUUUUCCAAAAUGAUUAAUUUUUACGGGUUGUUUGUAGUAUUCACUAUAAAUUUAGGUAAGUGAUAUUUAUUUUCCAGAUAAUGUCCAUGCAAUUAAAAUAAUGUCGUUUCGUAUUAAUAUGUUUCUAACCUAUCGUUAAUUACCUAUGAUAAUAUUACUAGUUGAGUGUUUUAUUUCAUUUGUCUAUAACUAUUGUACCAACUAACAAAUAUCUAGUUCUUACUGAUUCAAUUUUGGGAAGGAUAAUUCAUUUAAAUUAUAACAUCUUAAAGAAAAUAUUCAUUUUUUAACUUCCCUAUGAAUAACUUGUGAUAUUGUGCCUACUUGCUUUUUCAAUGGUAUGCGAGUAUAAACCGAAUAAACUAAAUCUGAAGAAUGCUACAAUAUAUAUGUAUACAUACUUAACAUUAUUUAUCUAACAAUUAAUGUAUUAAUUAUUAUUUAUUCUAGAGUAUUAUAAAUGAUUUUGUUGGUUAGUAUUUUAAUGACUUAACGUUUUAUAUUUUAAUUUUUUUUUGUUUAUUUAAUUUGUAUCUAAAGAUGGACCUAGACCUAUAUUAUAGUACCUAUGUACCUAAGUUACUUAAGUAAUAUUGAUACGCUUUAGAUAUUGUGAGAAAUAACAAUGGUAAUAUUUUCUACAGUACCUACAUCAGUACAUAAAAUCAACUGGCUAGUGAUUUAAAGAAUUUCAUUGAUUUCAUUCACAUACAAUUUAUCAGGAAUAGGUAUUUUGUGAAUUUUUAGAAGAAUAUGAUCAAUUUUUCUCAUCAAGAUAAUAUUUUGUUAUCUUUAAAAAGAUUUUCAUCUUAAACAAAUUUACCUAAUUUAAAUAAUUUUUGAAUAAUAUGUAAUUAUUUUUGUCUAGAAUUAGGUAUACUUAAUUUUUUUUUUAGAAAUUGUAUACAUCAUUUAUUUAUUCAUAAACCCUUUUAAUCUGGGGAUUAAAUAUUUUUGUUAGAUAUUUUUUUUCUUUAUAUUUAAUAACAAUAUAGUUACAACUCUAAAAAAAAAAAACUAGUACCUACUAGUAUUAUUAGGUAUAAUGAUAUUAAGUAAGCCAUAAAUAUGUUUUAACAUUGACUAAUAAUACAUUAAUUUGUCCUGUUUGUCCCAUGUGAAGAUUUAGGUAUAAUGUCUUUAGAUAAAAGAAUAAAUGUGUUGAACUGUAGAUUUUUUUUAUGAAUAAAGUUAUUCUGAAUUUCUUAAGCAUUUAAAUUUUAGAUUAAACCAAACAUGUUCAAGAACUAAAUCAUUAUUUUUUUCUUCACUGGUUGAUAAAAAAUACAUGUUAUACACCCCAACAAAAGUUCUUAUGGCCGUGGGUAAUUCAGUUCAUAAUUUAGAUAUAUUUAACACUACUUAAUUUUUCAAAUAUUUUAUCCAAUUAAUACUAUUUACUAUCUUACAAUAUUUCAUUACAUCCUUAAUUUAUUAAUAAUAGUUUAGUUUAUUUUGUAUAAUAUAUUAUAAUUCCAUUAAUUCUUGUAUAAAUUUAUUACAUAAAUUGUUUGUUUUGUAUGAUAACUUAAUUUUAUUAUUUAGUAUUAAUAGAUUAUUUUUUUCACUAUAUAUAUAUAUAUAUAUAUAUAUAAACUGUCAAUUUAUUAUUUUGAAAUUGGAAAUUAAUUUCUGUAAAUAUAAAUUAUUAUUAUUAUAAUGACUUCUUAAAACCGAAAAAACCAUAAAAGUUCCAAUCCCAGACAUCAACAUUAAUUAAUUCCUUUUUAAAACGAACCUUCUAAGAAUCCAAGCACUGCAUAAAACAUAAAACAUCUAUAAAUCAUAAUAUCUUAUUAUUUGUACAUACAAAUUAAUUUAACUACCUGAUAUUUUUAUUUGUUCAAAUAUGUAUUAUUAUUUGUAUAAUAAAUUACAUAUUAAUUCAUAUAUUUUAUUGAAUAUAAUGUAUACCAUCAUUUUUUAGUAUCUCAUGUAUGUUAUUACAAAAUAAUGACUGUAUUAACUUAAGAGGAUGCCACACCAACAUCUACUGUCUCACUUAGCAAAUUUGCAUUCAGUAAGACAUAUUUUGUGCCAAUAGUUUUAAUAUUAAAGCAAAUUAACUUAUUACCAAACUUAAAAGAAUAAGAAGAUUAUAUAUACCCUAGCAUUGAUGUUUUUUUCGAUAUUUUAAUUUUCAAGUAAGAUAUAAUCAUUUUUAAAUUGAGGUAUUUAACAUACUCGUAUCUCAUUUAAAAAUAUAUGCUCUAGAGAUCAUCUACCUUUAAUUUUGAUUAUAUGUCAAUUUGCUUUAAUAUUAAAACUAAUGUCACAAAAUAUGUCCUACUGAAUACAAAUUUACUAUGUCUCCUAUUUGUAAAUUUCACUGAAAAUUUCUAUGGCCAACAGACCAAAAUACUUUUAAUUUUAUAAACAAGAUUUUAAGAUUUGUCAGUCAAAUGUAGAUUUUGGUGUAUAUCUAUUUUAUAUCCCAUACUAUAUGCUAUAACAAAAUAAUUAGUAUAUUCAUUUUACGUACUGAUUAUUUAUUUAUUCAAUUUAUUCAAAUCAUUGUUCAAUUUAUUUUCAGUAUUUUCUCAAAGAACACCAACAAUAUCUCAUAUUACUCAAAAACCUAUUAAGGAUAUUGGUGGAACUGCAGAAUUAACAUGUUCAGUUCUCUAUGCUAUGGAAUACCCAGUUUUGUGGUUGAAAAUUGAUAGAGGAAAAGUUACCGAACCCGUUGUACUUUCAACUGGUAGUACAUUGAUUAUCAAGGACUCGAGGUUUUCAUUAAGGCAAGACAUUGACAGCACCAGUUAUACAUUACAGGUAUUAAACCAUUAACUUAUGUUACAAAUGAUUAUCCAAAUAUUUAACAUAUAAAUUUAACAAAAAUUUUAAUUAUUAGAUUAAGGAUAUUCAAGAGACUGAUGCAGGUUUUUAUCGGUGUCAAGUAGUGCUUGGGUUAAAUAAUAAAAUAUCUGCUGAAGUUGAAUUGGAAGUGCGUCUUCCUCCUAUUAUUUCUGAUAAUUCAACAAGAUCGUUGGUUGUAAAUGAAGGUCAACCAGUGAAAUUAGAAUGCUAUGCUGGUGGUUUUCCUAGUCCGAGAAUUUCAUGGAGACGAGAAAACAAUGCAAUUUUACCUACAGGUGGAUCAAUUUACAGGUAAAUAAAGCAAUUAUAAAACAAUGAUAGGUAUAAGAAAAUAUUUAACUUUGAUAAAAAAAUUAAUUUUACAGAGGUAACAUUUUAAAAAUUCCCGCUAUAACGAAAGAAGACAGGGGUACAUACUAUUGUGUGGCUGAAAAUGGUGUUGGACGUGGUGCCAGACGUAAUAUUGCUGUAGAGGUAGAAUUUGCUCCGGUUAUAAGUGUUCCUAAACCUCGUCUUGGACAAGCUUUACAGUAUGACAUGGAUCUUGAAUGUCAUAUUGAAGCAUAUCCUCCACCAGCUAUUGUUUGGUUAAAUAAUGGAAUUACACUGUCUAAUAAUCAACAUUAUAGGUAAAUGAUUAUUACUUAAAAACUGUAACACGUGUAAUUAUAAUUUAAUACAUGUAUUUUUUUUCAAUGUUUAGGAUAUCACAUUUUGCUACUGCAGAUGAAUUUACAGACACAACAAUACGUGUCAUUACUAUUGAAAAGCGUCAAUAUGGUGAUUACAUUUGCAAAGCUACAAAUGUUUUGGGAACUGCUGAAAGUGUUGUCAAUCUUUAUGGUAUGUUAAUUUUUUUUUUUCUAGUUUGAUCUCCAAUAAGGUUAUGUGGUUUUAGAAUUUUUCUUGUUUCUAAAAAAAAAAACCCCAAAUAAAAUUAUUAAAAUGGUUAAUACUUGUAAAUAAAUAUCAAAAUAAAAUUAAUAAAUGAAUGAAUACGGUCCCUGGGGUAUUAUAAUAAGUGUAUUAUACGACUGGUUUCAAAUUAAAAAUUCAUCAGGUAUAUCACAGUCAAAAUAUAAAACGCAACUGAAUAUAAAAAAUUAAACGAAGGAAUAUAUAGAAAAAAAAUUAUACAAAUUGAUCAUUUUAAAUAGAAUAUAGAAAUAAUUGAUUUUAUUAUGAGAGAUUAUUUAAAAUUAGUUAUUAUUAGACUUAGGUAUGUAAAAAAAUAUAAAUUAUUUAGUAAUUUGUUAUUAUCUAAAAUGUAUUGAUUUAAAAUAUAAUUUUUUAAAUCAGUUUGAACAUUUAAAAUAUUAUUAAAAUUAUUUUUUUUUUUAUUUCAUUGUGUAUGUGUAAUUUUUCUAAAACUAAAUUUAUGUAAAUGUUAUUUUGCGUAUUCAAUAUUUCUAAGUUUGUAUUAAUAUCAAAACUUAUAUUAUGGUUAUUUUCUAAAACAUGUUUAGCGAAAUUUGAAUUAAUACAUUAUUAUUUAUUCUAAUAAAAUAUUUUUUUGCAGAAACAAUAAUACCAGUGUGCCCACCAGCUUGUGGCCAACAAUCAUCACAUCAAAAAAGUUCAAGCAUUGCUGCUACUAGUGUCAAUCUAACAAUCCUAAUUUCUGCAUAUCUUUAUUAUGUUCACUUGAAUUUUUAAAUGGUUUUACUUUUAUUAAGCUAUUUAAUGAUUUAUUAUCCGUCCAAAUAUUAUAUUAUCCGUCCAAAUAUUAUAUUAUAAGAGUUCAUUAAUGUUUAAAUAGAACAAUUAGAUUUUUAGACAAAUAAUUCAUAAACCUUUUUCAUAGAAAUAAGAUUAAAAGAUAAUUUUUGAUUUAAAAGAAUAUGUUUCAUAUAUAUCUUUUUAAUAAUAAGUAGUUAUUAAAAUCCAAAAAAAAAAUAGUUGAUCUGAUAUUUUAUACUUUUUUACUAAAAAAAAUUUUUACCAGACUUGUAUACUUUAAAUUAUUUGUAAUCCUUAGAUAUAUUUAUAAUAUUUGUAUUAAUUUAGAAUUUGAACUAUUUGAAUAAUUAUAUAACACUUCCAUUAAUAUACCAUUCUACAAAAGAAUUAUAUUUAUUUUA
This is a messenger RNA of Cinara cedri, 5109 nucleotides long. NCBI's taxonomy places the organism in Eukaryota, Metazoa, Arthropoda, Insecta, Hemiptera, Aphididae. The record is from the annotation of a GenBank genome assembly.